This is a messenger RNA of Ostertagia ostertagi, 315 nucleotides long. Lineage: Eukaryota; Metazoa; Nematoda; Chromadorea; Rhabditida; Trichostrongylidae. The record is from the annotation of a GenBank genome assembly.
AUGCCUGCCGAGGAGUUCACAACCAGACUGCAGAGUGCCUUAAAAUCACAAGCGCAGCCUCAUCUACUUCCAUUUCUUCACAAGACGCUUCCCUAUCUUCGCGCUGCGAUGAGAAGUGGCGAAGUGACGAUUGAAGGUGUAGUACCUCCACCUGGCAUGAUGGUUCCUCCUGCACCACAGAUUGAAGCGGCCUCACCUCAGCAACAGGUCCACAUGCAAAUGCAACAUCAGCAACAUAUUAUUACUGCUCAGCAGCAACCAUCGUCUCAACCACCGCCUCAGCAUAUUCAUUCACAACCAAUACAGGUGAAUAGU